Molecule: messenger RNA, 342 nt
Organism: Ilex paraguariensis (yerba mate)
Lineage: Eukaryota; Viridiplantae; Streptophyta; Magnoliopsida; Aquifoliales; Aquifoliaceae
Source: the annotation of a GenBank genome assembly
AUGGAGACAAUUAGAAAAAUCUUGAUCGAAGAAAUGGUCUUCUAUUGUGUUGUUGCUAGCAUCAAUUUCGACAAACCCAAAAGGCUUCAAAACGAUUGUCUACUCCAGCAAAGAGGUGAAGAGGGGAGAAGUGUGACCUCGGCGAAAGUAGAAAAAAAAUAUGAACAAUUGGGUUUUUUAAAGGCAAGGUCUGAGUCCUUGGUCGAUGUCGAUUGUUGGAGUUGUGAAGUCCGGUUCUUGGGUAUGUUGAUGGAGAAAGCCAAUAGCGAAUGGGAAGGGAGAAGGCGACAAGGAGGGAAGAUGGAAGAGGGAAGAGUUUGGGUCUGUCGAUGGAGAGAAUGA